This is a messenger RNA of Notechis scutatus (mainland tiger snake), 803 nucleotides long. NCBI's taxonomy places the organism in Eukaryota, Metazoa, Chordata, Lepidosauria, Squamata, Elapidae. The record is from RefSeq and is a predicted model, not a curated record.
GCGCUGGGGCUACGUCAGUAGGGGCGCGCGGUUUAGACUUCAGCUCUUUAAAAACGGCGUGUAAACUGAGAUGCUCCCAUAGAGAGCCGAGCGCGGCAGCAGUCUUUUGGGUUAACGGCAGCGGGCGGCCUUCCAGCGCCCUCACCCACAGCUGCGCUGGCACGUGCGCGCUCCGCCACCCCUCGGCCUCAAGUUAGGCUUGUCCCGGAAAGCUUCAGACCGACCGCCUUCGCCCCCCCUCCCCUUCCCGCUCCGGCACGCGCUCCGUCUGGUUAGAUAGUUAAAGGGGCGGGGAGGGGGGGGAAUGUCAGAAGCUCCUUCUACUUCUGGAAAAGCAACUUUGCAGCAGUCCCCGUUUGCCCCCGCGCUGCUUUGGCACCAUGGACACCGCCGCGGUUGCAGCCGUCCCUGCCCGCAUGUUGCUUCUCCUCAGCUUGCUCCGGUUGCCGUCCGGACUGGGGACGCGCCAAAGAAGCUGCCCGGGCUUCUGUCACUGUGAGCCAGACGGGAUGCUCCUGCGGGUGGACUGCGCCGACCUGGGACUCACAGAUAUGCCCGCCAACCUCAGCAUCUUCACCUCUUACCUAGACCUCAGUAUGAAUAAUAUCUCUAAACUGCCCUUGAACUCUCUGCAUAAAUUCCGCUUCCUCGAAGAGCUGCGUCUGGCAGGAAAUAGCUUGACAUAUAUCCCCAAAGGAGCAUUUGCUGGACUCUUUAGACUUAAAGUAUUAAUUUUCCAAAAUCAAUUUACUCAUGACAUUAGCAUCUUUGAACAAUAUCAGAGGAAAUCUGAUUUUAUAUAA